ACUUAGAUAUUAACCCUUUGAUUUGUUUUAAUAUGUGUGGUGUGGCCUCAAGCAUUGUAGGAGCAUCCCGGGGUACAUCAAUGCUCCAAGCACGUGACCGAAGAUGCAUCCAAGUUUUACAAAUAAAGCAUGCUAAAAGAGGAAAUGUAGUCUUCGGAGACAAUAGAAAAGGGAAAAUCAUUGGCAUUGGCUCAGUAGGUAAAUCCAAAGACUCCUCCUUUCCCCGGCAGCUUUUCCGGCGGAGAAACCGGCCAUUGCACCUCACAGAAAAAAGCUUUUCUCGGAACUCUUUUCCCCUGAUGAUCACCCGAUUGGCACUGUUGGUGGUUUCCACCAUGGGAACCCCUCAGUUUCUUUUUCCCAUGAUGAGAUCCGUUCCCUUGCAGACAAAUUCCAACACUCUCUUAUUGGAAGAUCCAGAGCCUCCAUCCCCAUCUCUGCCAUUAGGAAUACUCUGAAAGUCAUUAGCUUUAAAAAUGUCAAUCUCAGGAGUCUCACCAGGAAAACAGAAUGAAUGAAGUGACUAUUUCUAGUGGCAGAUGGUCGGGAUGGAUGUGUGAAUUCGAAUUACUGUUCUAAAAGACAUAAAUUUAUCAUGUUCUG
This is a messenger RNA of Cuscuta campestris, 603 nucleotides long. The record is from the annotation of a GenBank genome assembly. NCBI's taxonomy places the organism in Eukaryota, Viridiplantae, Streptophyta, Magnoliopsida, Solanales, Convolvulaceae.